UAUGUUCCUAAAAUAGGUUUUUUUUUUUUUUUUUUUGUUCACAUUCCUAAAAUAGGUUAAAAAACCAUAUUCAUUCCUCUCUCUCUAUAUACUACUAUACGUGUCCCUCAAGUCUCGGAUAAGACCGAAACAAAGGGGGUGUUAGUGGGAAUAAAAUUUAUAUAGAGUUUGUUGAUUUUAAAAGUUGAGAGAUUUGUUAAAUUUGAAAGGAGUUGUAGAAUUUUUGUAUAUUGUGAAAUUCUAUGAAAGUACAUUGAUAUAAUGAUUCUAAGAAUCUAAGGUAUAUAAGUAGUAUUCUCAAAAUCUUGUGUUAUGAGUUAAAUGGUGAAAAAUACAACUCCCAAUAACACCAACUUUAAUAGAUUUAAAGAAUCAUUAAAAUCUAUACUUUUUGAAUAACAAAAGAUUGUGUAUAGAAUUACUAAAUUAUGAAACCAAUAACACUAAAUUUUAAUGAGAAUGUGAGAAUGUGUAAACUAAUAACACUAGAUUCUAUAAAUUCUAACAAUCAUCAUAAAUGUAACUCCCACUAACACCCCAAAACUCAUUGUGUCUCUCUCUGCCUGAAUACGAGGUUGUCCAUUCGUGAUUCGAGAUGGAGGCUAAGAAUCGCCGAGAUCGUGGCCGUGAUCGCAGUGAGGAGCGGAGGAAGGGGAAACGUUUGGAGAAUAACAUGCGUAAGAGACGGUGCGAGAGCGUUAGGAGUAUUGAUUCUGAAGAUGAGCGUGAUCGCUACGUUGGUGGAGGACAGAGAGAGAAGCGAAAAGAAAAGGACAAGGAUCGGAGACGGAGGGCUAUGGAGAAGGGAGGAAAAAAUCGAGAACAUGAGAGAGAUAGAGGGCAAGAUCGGAAGAGGGGUAGAGAAGGCAGUGAAGAGAGCGGUGAUGAUGUCAAGCGUAGAAGACAAGAGGAUAAUGGUGAGAAGAAAGAAGCCAGGGAAGAAGAAGUAGAGGAUGGGGUUAAGCAGUUGGAUGAGGAGGCGGAGAAACGUAGGAGAAGAUUGCAUGAGUGGCAAGAGAUGAAGAAGAAAAAGGAGGAAACUAAAAGUGAGAAUAAGUCUUGGAAUCUUGAAGGAGAAUCUGAUGAUGAACAAGUCCCUCCCCAAACAGAAACGGAUGAUGCUAUGAUGGUAGACUUGGAUGAAGAGGUAAUCGAUCCUUUAGAUGCUUUUAUGAAUACUAUGGUUUUACCUGAGGUUGAGAAGCUUAGCAACGCUGCUUCUCCUCUAGGUACUGUUUUGGACUCUAACAAGGACAUCAAUAAAGCAGCCCUUGGUUGGAUCAUUCAAGGUGAAGAUUCUGAUUCUGACUAUUCAGCGACAAAAUAUGAUGAUGAUCAACCUAGUAUGGACAAAGAAAACGUGGAGCUCAUGAAGAAGACAAAAGGAGAUAAACUGACUCUUGUCGACCAUUCAAACAUAGAAUACCAACCUUUCCGUAAGAACUUCUACAUCCAAGUGAAAGACAUCUCAAACCUAACAGAACAAGAAGUCAACACUCACAGAAAAGAGCUGGAGAUAAAAGUCCAUGGAAAAGAUGUGCCAAGACCCAUCAAAUCAUGGCACCAAACCGGCCUAACCACCAGAAUCUUGAACACAAUCAAGAAACUCAACUUCCAAAAACCAACUCCUGUCCAAGCACAAGCCCUCCCACUCAUAAUGUCCGGUCGAGACUGCAUCGGAGUCGCACCAACCGGGUCAGGCAAAACCCUCAGCUUCGUUCUACCAAUGCUAAGACACAUCAACUCCCAGCCUCCCGUCGAACCCGGCGACGGGCCCAUUGGGCUUGUGAUGGCACCAACUAGAGAGCUAGUCCAGCAGAUUCACACCGAUAUCAAGAAGUUUGCAAAGUCACUGAGUAUCAGAUGCGUGGCUGUAUACGGAGGUUCAGGAGUUGCUCAGCAGAUCAGUGAGCUUAAGCGUGGGACUGAGAUAAUAGUCUGCACUCCUGAAAGAAUGAUUGACAUUCUCUCCACAAACAGUGGCAAAGUAACCAAUCUCCAAAGAGUCACGUUUCUUGUAAUGGAUGAAGCUGACCGUAUGUUCGACAUGGGCUUCGAGCCUCAGAUCACUCGUAUCAUCCAAAACAUACGACCAGACCGUCAAACUGUCCUCUUCUCAGCCACCUUCCCACGUCAAGUCGAGGCUUUAGCGCGUAAAGUCUUGAACAAGCCUGUAGAGAUACAGGCCGGUGGGAGGAGCGUCGUGAAUAAAGAUAUAACUCAGUUUGUUGAGAUCAAGUUAGAGAGCGAGAAGAGGCCUAGGCUCGUGGAGCUUAUAGAGGAAUGGUAUGAUAAAGGGAAGGUCUUAGUCUUUGUUGGUUCACAGGAGAAAUGCGACGGUUUGUAUAACGACUUGAAGAAUAAAUGUGGUUACCGUUGUCAAUCUCUCCACGGAGGGAAAGAUCAGAUUCACCGUGAGGUGGCUGUGUCUGAGUUUAAAAGCAGUGUUUGUAACUUGUUGGUUGCUACUAGCGUUGCGGCUAGAGGUUUGGACGUGAAGGAGGUUGAGUUGGUUGUGAACUUUGACGCUCCGAAUCAUUAUGAGGAGUAUGUGCAUCGUGUUGGUAGGACGGGGAGGGCGGGGAGGAAGGGGUGCGCCGUGACGUUUGUGUCCGAGGAUGAUGCGAGGUACGCGCCGGAUUUAGUCAAGGCUUUGGAACGGUCUGAGCAGGUCGUUCCUGAUGGUUUGAGAGCGAUGGCUGAUGGUUUUAUGGAGAAGGUGAGGGAAGGUGUUGAGAAGGGUCGUGGGAGUGGUUUUGGCGGGAGUGGGUUUAAGUUUAACGAGGAGGAGGAUGUUAGGAGAGCAGCGAAGGAGGCGCAAAAGAAGGAGGAUGGUGUUGAGGAAGAAGACAAGUCUGAGUUGGAAGAUGAGGGUGAGAUCUCACAGCAGAAGCAGAAGGCUACUAUGGUUGUUGCUGCUAUGCUGCGAGGUUGUGCAAGGACUCAACAACACUAUGAAGGUGAGCUGGAGAUUAAUGAUUUCCCACAGAAUGCUCGUUGGAGGGUGACGCGGAGAGAAACUCUUGGUUCGAUAUCGGACUGGUCUGGAGCAGCUAUCACCACCAGAGGUCAGUUUUUCACGCCAGGACGUGUCCCGGGCCAUGGGGAACGCAAGCUUUACUUGUUCAUUGAAAGGACUAGUGAGGAGUCUGUUAAGGCGGCGAAAGGUGAGCUCAUGCGUGUUGUUAAUGACAUUACUAGUCAAGCCUUGUCACUUCCCGGAAGAUCAUCACAACAUGGUAGAUACUCUGUCUUAUAACCAUGAGGUUUGUGUGACUCAAGGAUUCUAAUAAAUUCGAUUUCUGUUUUAAGUACUUUGUUUAGGAUAACUUUUUAAUUCCGUUUUUUCAAUUGGAUUUGAUGUUUCUUUUGGUUCUACAAAUUCUUAUUACAAACCUUUUUUUUUCUGUCACAGCUUCAAGACAAGAGGGUUGCUGUUAUGUACUUAGGGGUGUUCUUGAACCAGAACAAUCAGUCUUACGACUUCUCCUCGGACACACCCCUUAUCCAAAAUAUUAUCUGAUAGUAGAGCAAAAUCUAACUAGAGACUACCCCCAACAGACAGAACAUAUAAUAUAAACACAAAACAAAAAGA
This is a messenger RNA of Brassica rapa (field mustard), 3595 nucleotides long. RefSeq names its product DEAD-box ATP-dependent RNA helicase 42. Gene Ontology annotation, molecular function: ATP binding; RNA helicase activity; nucleic acid binding. NCBI's taxonomy places the organism in Eukaryota, Viridiplantae, Streptophyta, Magnoliopsida, Brassicales, Brassicaceae. The record is from RefSeq and is a predicted model, not a curated record.